AUGACAUCAUCUGAUGAUGAUUAUGGUCAACCAUCAAAUAAUAAUAAUAAUAAUAAUAAUAAUAAUAUAAGUAAUCAACAUAACAAUUAUAAUAGACGUAUGAAUAACAAUAGUAAUAAUCCUUAUUCAUCAACAUCAAGUAUUGAAAUACGUUUAUUAAUGACUUCUCGUGAUGCUGGAGCAGUUAUUGGUAAAGGUGGUUUAUCAAUACAAAAACUUCGUGCUGAUCAUCCACGUACAAUAAUUCAAGUACCUGAUUGUGCAUCUCCUGAACGUGUUUUAAUUAUAAGUGGUGAACAAGAACAAUGUUUUGAUGCUUUACGUCAGAUCAUUCCAUGUUUAAUUGAUAGUUCUCGUCUUUCAUCAUUUAAUCGAAGACGUAAUAUUGUAAAUUCUGAACAAAUACAAUCAAAUAAUAAUAUUGAACAAUCAACAUCUGAAAUACGUAUGCUUGUUCAUCAAAUAUAUUGUGGAGCUAUUAUUGGUAAAGGUGGACAACAUGUUAAAGAAUUAAGACAAACAUAUAAUCUAGAUAUUAAAGUAUUUUCACAAUGUUGUCCAUUAAGUCAUGAAAGAGUUAUUUCAUUACGUGGAAAAGCUGAAGAUAUUAUUGAAUGUAUUAAAAACAUCUAUAAUUUAAUGGCCACAUCAUCACAACAACCAAGAGGUUCACCAUUAAUUCAAUAUGAUCCGCAUAAUUUUGAUGUUUAUGCUGUUAAUGAAUAUGGUGGUUUUCAACCUCCGGGUGGUGUUGAUGUUCGUUCUGGAUAUAAUCCACGAGGCGUAUAUCCACCAAGUGGAUCACGUGGUGGUUUAGGUACUCGCUACGCCAAUACUGCAUUGUUCACUUCGACACGUGUAACGUUACCGAAUGAACUUGUGGGAGCUGUAAUUGGACCACGUGGUACAAAAAUUCAACAAAUACGUCAAAUAACAAAUGCAAAUAUAAUUAUUGAUGAUCAACCAAUUCCUAGUGGUAAUGGUGGUAGUGGUGAUAGAAUAAUAACAAUUGAAGGAGCACCAGAACAAAUUAGUCGUGCACAAGCACUUCUUCAACAAGCUGUUCGUCAAUCUGGUCUUUGGCGACCUUAA
This is a messenger RNA of Rotaria sordida, 1092 nucleotides long. Lineage: Eukaryota; Metazoa; Rotifera; Eurotatoria; Philodinida; Philodinidae. The record is from the annotation of a GenBank genome assembly.